Messenger RNA from Labeo rohita (rohu), 2070 nucleotides. RefSeq names its product F-box protein 43 (gene fbxo43). Lineage: Eukaryota; Metazoa; Chordata; Actinopteri; Cypriniformes; Cyprinidae. Gene Ontology annotation, molecular function: protein binding. The record is from RefSeq and is a predicted model, not a curated record. The transcript has 5 exons. Gene Ontology annotation, cellular component: nucleus. Gene Ontology annotation, biological process: negative regulation of meiotic nuclear division; regulation of mitotic nuclear division. The coding region runs from base 129 to 1865 and encodes 578 amino acids.
GAAAGGUGGAGCCUCAUUGACCCGCUGCUCACCGUCACUCUCUCUCUCUCUGAGCGGCAGCAGCAUGAAACUCUGAUCAAACACGCCACUCUUGGGUCCAUCGAGUGUUUGUUAAAGGCCAGCAGAAGAUGAUGGAGGGCGCACAGGUUCAGAGUGUGAAACAUCAGACCUGCGGCUCCUGUCGCAGCAGCGGCCGUACGGACCGGCUCUAUACGCCCAGGAAAGACCGCCGUCCAAAUGGCACCAAAGAAAGCCGUGAGCCAGGCUCCUCUGUUCCUCUACACAGAAAAGACCACAGCUGGUCCAAGGACUCUAUUAACGAGCCAAAGAGGGAAGAUGCCGUGUCGUUAGCCUGGUGCGAGACUCCAAAGUUAAUCAAAAAGGAUGCGUCGCUCCGCAGGCGUCUGCUCGUGUCCCGCUCCUCGUCCGACGCUACGCCUGGAGAAAUCUCCAGAGUUCACCACAAGAGUUUUGACUCUCCAGACGUCAGCCCGACCGGGCCUUUGUCUUACAGCACUUUAAAAGCCGACGACUUUUUCUCCUGUCGAAAGCGCCGUCUUCUGUUCUCCCAGGCCAUUACGUCCACACUGGAGACGGGCAGGAGCGGCGUCCACAUGAGCCCGACGCUGUUUCAGAACCCGGCCGCCGAACCGGAUCUCGACGAAAGCAUCAUAGCUGGUCUUCCAAGCUCACCACAAACCGAUGACUUCACGCCGCUGAGCGGAGAUGCCUUCCGGUCCCCCCUGAGAACAGAAAAGCGCGUCCUGGACGCGUCUUCGCUCACGCCCGCCUCUGAGGACAGCGGCUUCAGCUCUUUGGGUCUGGAUAAGUCGCACGACUCCUCGGUGGACCACGACGGCUCUUUCCAGGAGUUGGUGCUGACGAGCUCGUGCGGGAAAGACAAGAGACGCUCUCGACUGGAGAGACAGCGCAGGCUGUCCACUCUCCGAGAGGGAGGCUCUCAGUCGGAGGACGGGCCCAGAGACCAGUGGACGGCAUGCGGCGAACCUCGCGCGAGUAAAGACGACGUGUUUUUGGACGGGACACCGCUGAGCGCGGCCACGCUGAAGAUGCAGGACCUGUCUCUGACUCCGGCGCUGCAGGUCGUUCACGCCAUCAGCCGUCGCAGCACUCGUGCGCCGCAGCAGCAGACCAGUCUGGAGGAUCUGCUCUGUCUCUCAGAGGAAGACGGACCCGUCAGAACCAGCCUGCCGCUCUCAGGACUCAUCGGACGCAAAAUGGGCCUAGACAGGGUGGACGUGAUCUCGGAGCUGAGGAUGAGAAGCCUGAGACACGUGCUAGCCGUCAUCUUGAGUCUUCUGUCUGCAGCUGACCUCUACAGGUUUGGCCAGGUGUCUGAAGACUGGAACGACGUCAUCUCAGAAGAUAAGAGAGCCGCUCACAGGAGAAAAAGCCACAUCAGAGAGCUCAAGAUCGCACUGGAGGGUGACAGACCGGCUCACGUUCCAGAUGCGGACACCAGGUCAGCGCUGGCGUGUCGAUCCGCUUUGGGCAGCGUACAGGCUCAGGCCCGAACGGCCCACACACACCCGCCCUGCACCCCGACCCAGACCAACGACCGGCACUGCAGCUCCAAACGCAUGCAGUUCCUGCAGGUGGCUAAGACUCUGUUCAGCGACGAGUAUCUGAAGCCGUGUCCGCGCUGUCAGCAUCCGGCCCGCUGUCACGCGCUGCGGGUCGAGGGUCAGUGCAGUUGGAGCGACUGCGGCUUCCGGUUCUGCACGGCGUGCUCGUGCGCGUUCCACGGCUCCAAAGACUGCGCACACCUGUCUGCCAAACGCAGGAGCAAGAGAGACGUGCUGCCCGGGAGCGCCCAGAGCAAACGCAACGUCAGGCGCCUCUGAGUGUGUGUGUGUGUAUGUGUGUGCAUGUGUGCGCGUGCGUGUGUGUUUUGAUCGUGUAUGUGUGCGUAUGUUUUUAAUUAUGCAUUUCUCAUGAGUUUUGCACUUGUGUACAGCAAUCAUUUCGGUGUAUCUGCAUGUGUGUACAUAUUGCUCUUUACAUGCUUGUUUUUAUACAUUGUUUUAAAUAAAGCACUGUUUUACCUAU